Molecule: messenger RNA, 1830 nt
Organism: Emiliania huxleyi CCMP1516
Lineage: Eukaryota; Haptophyta; Isochrysidales; Noelaerhabdaceae
Exons: 1
Coding region: 1-1830 (609 amino acids)
Source: RefSeq, a predicted model, not a curated record
AUGCCAAACGUUGAGCCGACGGCUGAGCCGACUGUCGAGCCGAAGCAUGAGGCUGCCUCAAGUACUUGGGGAGUUGAGGCGGAUGGAUCAGGAACUGCCCCGCCAGUGCACCCAGUGGCGGCGAAACCUUCGACAAGGUAUGAAGCUUUCGACAGCGAGGAUAUCACCAUCACUUUGCGCGUGAGCAGCAGGCUUGCAGUGAGAAUCGCUUGCUCUCUUUUUGUUGUCAGUGCUGCUGCGGUCGCAAUCGCUGUGGGCUUUUCUCACGGGCAGAAGGCAACAGCGGUGGCGGAUGUUCUUGGUACGAAGUUCCCCUCGCCACCAUUAGCUGUGCAGCCGCCGCCCUCGCUGCCGCCCUCGCUGCCGCCCUCGCUGCCGCCCUCUCUCCCGCCAUCGCCGCCGGCCUCGCCGCCGCCCUCGCGAUCAACGCCCUCGCCGCCGCCGUCGCCGCCCUCCUCGCCGCCGCCGCCCUCCUCCCCGCCUUCGGCACGGCUCACGGUUCUUAACCGCACCCUCGCGGUUUUCCUGUCGGGCGUAAACCUGGCCUGGCUUCGGUACGGCAACGACUUUGGCAACGGUCAGAGCAACGCUCACUUCUGUGCCCUCAAGGACGUGCUCGUCAACACUUCGAGGGCAGGCGGCAACUCGAUGAGGGUUUGGCUUCACGUGGAGGGCUACAAAACGCCCGUGUUCGAUGCCGACGGGGUGGUCGUCGCCACUGACUCGACGGGAUCGCUCAUCUCCGACAUGCGCCGCUACCUGCGCGCGGCGCGACAGCUCGACAUCCUCAUUUUCUUCGUGCUGUGGAAUGGCGCGGUUCUCAAACACCAGCGCGUGAAGGACCUCUUCUCCGACAUGUCGAAACUGGACAGCUACAUCGACACCGUACUCGUGCCGAUGGUGCGCUCGCUGCGCGACGAGCCCGCCCUUGGGGGCUGGGACGUCAUCAACGAGCCUGAGGGCUCCGUCGCUGCGGACGUGGCCGACCCGAACCCGUGCUACGACACCACCCCCCUCGCUCGCACUGGCGCGGGCUGGGCGCAGCCAACCGAGCCCAUACCUAUGGAGCAGGUGCUCCGCUUCGUGGGUGCCCAGGCGGCGGCGAUCCACGCCGCUGCCCCCGCCUCCCUGGUCACGGUCGGGUCGUGGUCGGAGCUCGCCUCCUCCGACGCCCUCGGCAAGCGCAACUAUUACACCGACGAGUGCCUUCGCGGAGCGGUCGGCGCGGCCGCGGCGGCUGGGGCUCGACUCGACUUUCUUCAGGUGCACUCGUAUGCCCACAAAGGCAAGUUCAACCCCACCUCCCCGUUUCUUCACUCGGAGGCAGACUUCCGCGUCUCCGCUCCGCUGCUCAUCGGCGAGUUUGUGCUCGGUCAGAAAGCCGAGGGACGCACCGCUGAGCAGCUGUAUGGCUGGGCGCACAGCCAUGCCUACGCCGGCGCGUGGGGGUGGACGGCGGUGUCGCAGCCCACCCUCUUUGCGGGCAUGGCGUCGCUCCAGGGCUAUGCCAACGUAUCGGCCGUCGCACUGACGCACGCCACGCCGCCGCCUCCGGACACGUGUAGUGACUGCUCCGACGUGCCCUCAAACACGCGCUACACUUGCGAGCAGCAGGUGCGGUGGGGAAAAUGCGGCGAACCAUGGAUGCAGGGCUUCUGCUGUCGCUCGUGUCAUGGCUGCAGUUCGCAAUGCGAGUCACGGCGCAGCUUGCUCGCGCGGGAGCAGGAGCCGGCGGCGUCUACGUAUGGGCAGCCUGAUUGGUCGCACACCGCCUACCGCGACUACGUGAUGCAGACCUUGGAGGAGCAUCGCCGCCGUACCAGAUUGUAG